Aspergillus niger is the source of this 2091-nucleotide messenger RNA. RefSeq lists its product as uncharacterized. Gene Ontology annotation, molecular function: transcription cis-regulatory region binding; zinc ion binding; DNA-binding transcription factor activity, RNA polymerase II-specific. The record is from RefSeq and is a predicted model, not a curated record. The transcript has 3 exons. Lineage: Eukaryota; Fungi; Ascomycota; Eurotiomycetes; Eurotiales; Aspergillaceae. Gene Ontology annotation, cellular component: nucleus. Gene Ontology annotation, biological process: positive regulation of transcription by RNA polymerase II. The annotation marks the transcript as partial.
AUGCCUGCCGCAGCAAAGAAGAGGUCUACUCCCGUCCGGAUCUCGCCAAUCAAGUCCGAAGAGUGCUCGCAGUCGCCAUCAGCUAGUGAGGGUAUCUCCACGGGGUCUGCAGACAAGAACCAGCUCAAGUUGCACAAGCGAUCUCGCUCUGGUUGCUUUACAUGUCGCCUGCGCCGAAAGAAGUGCGACGAGAAGCAUCCCUCCUGCGGAGCCUGUGUGAACCUAUGUGUGAAAUGCGAAUACAAACGCCCUAUCUGGUGGGGAAACGCAGAGCAACGGAGGAUCCAGAAGGAACGCAUCAAGAACAAGAUCAAGCAGACCAAGAUGCAUGAGCGCAAUGGUGCUCUGACAGGUAUGUCGUGGUUAUCGGAACCUGAUCGUUCCCCCCUCUGACAGGCUAUUGCGCUGCACUUAGAUCCCGCCGCUCGUAGUCGCAGUAUGGCUGUGACUUCCCCAACCUCUCCGGAAUAUGAAUUUGGUCGCCCUGCCUUUCCGGAGCAGUAUGACAUCUUCGCUUCACACCUUCCCACUCCGGCCAUGAAUCAACCUAUCUAUGCCCCAACCCACCCCUAUGAGAUCGAUGUGAAGACUGAAAGACAGACUUUUGUGAACGAUGUCCCCUUGCGCCACGACUCAUGCAGUUCGACCUUCAGCACCUUUGCUCCGCCGCAGUUGAAUGCCCCGCUUCCGACAUUUCCCAGUGAAGACUGGUUCCACGACGAGUACUUCGCUCAAGUGCCUGCCCUUCCUGGAAUCGACCCGGCGCUUUGUGAGCAGAGUAUCGGCCAGACGUACGCCAUGCUCCAGUCCAAUAUCCCAGUUAGCGAUCAUGAUCGGCCGCUCCUCGACCACUUCAUUCACAAUGUCUUGCGCAUCAUCUUUCCCGUCUUGGAGGCACAUCAGCGUGGACAUCUCCGAGCCCAGGCCAUUCUGCAAGCCUUGGAGACAAAUAAGUGCUACCUCCACUGCUGUUUGAGUGUUGCCGCCAUCCAUCUCAAGACCACGGAAGGACUCGUCGGAGAACAGAUCGACCACGAUAUCAUGCGCAAUCGCUUCGAGGCUGUUUCGCAACUAUGCCUGGCAUUGGGUGAAGACACCAACCACGAGGAGAUCCUAGAUGCGACGCUAGCCAUGAUUUUCUUCCACUGCUCCGUGGGCCCGGCGGAUGAUUACCUCCCGGAUAUUCCGUGGUUCGAGCACUUCCAGGCUGCCUCAAACCUUGUGCAUCGGCUUGGGCUUCCGACGGCAAUUCCCGCCUGCGGGAACCCGUACAUGCUACCCCCCUUCACCAUGACUCUGGCUUCGUGGAUUGACAUUCUAGGAUCGACCAUGCACGGCAAGACUCCGGAAUUCGCACACACCUACCGCGCCAAGCACCUCAGCGGUUCAUCUCUGGGACUCCGCGAGCUCAUGGGCUGCGACGACCGUGUCAUGUACCUGAUUUCCGAGAUCACCUGUCUGGACGCACUCAAGAGGGACGGCAGGAUCGAUGAGAUGGGCGUGUGUUCGCAUGUCUCGGCUCUGGGGCAGCAACUAGAAUUCACAGAACCGGUGAAUCAGACUCUCGAAAGCCCAUUCCUACCAAACGGAGCCUUUUCUCCCGAGAUUCUCACCAAGAACAUCACGGCCGCUUUCCGCCUCGCAGCAAGAAUCUACUUGUGCAGUCUGGUUCCUGGGUUUGACCGAAACCAACCGAGUACCGUCAAUUUGGUCGCCGCCGUCGCCAAUGUUCUCUACGUCAUCCCUUCGGGCCCCGAAGGCUUCGACCGCUCGCUCGUUUGGCCAAUCCUGAUCGCUGGAGCAUACUCAGGACCUGAUAGCCACUUCCGCACCGUUCUCGCCGAUCGAGCUGCUGCUCUUGGCGAGCACGCCGAACUGGGUAGCUUUGGCCGCAUGUACCGCGUCCUGAAGGAGGUAUGGCAGCGACGGUCCUCGUCCGCCUCCUCAUCCUCCGACGCUCCUGUGAAGGCUGAGGGCUCCGAGUCUCCCAAGGAGGGCCUCGUGCCAUGGGGUGCGAAGGAGAUGAAAAAGCCAUUCCUACACUGGCGCGAGAUCAUGCAGCAGAAUGGCUGGGACUACCUUCUUCUUUAA